Molecule: messenger RNA, 445 nt
Organism: Aspergillus glaucus CBS 516.65
Lineage: Eukaryota; Fungi; Ascomycota; Eurotiomycetes; Eurotiales; Aspergillaceae
Product: anaphase promoting complex subunit 11
Exons: 4
Coding region: 35-364 (109 amino acids)
Biological process (GO): anaphase-promoting complex-dependent catabolic process; protein ubiquitination; positive regulation of mitotic metaphase/anaphase transition
Cellular component (GO): anaphase-promoting complex; nucleus
Molecular function (GO): ubiquitin protein ligase activity; zinc ion binding; cullin family protein binding
Source: RefSeq, a predicted model, not a curated record
CCAUCUUCAGGCUGAUUUACAUAUACCCGCGGAAAUGAAGGUCACGUUCAAAGAGUGGAACGCCGUCGCAACUUGGCGCUGGGAUAUGCCCGACGACGACGUGUGUGGUAUCUGUCGCGUUCAGUUCGACGGUACCUGUCCAACCUGCAAGUUUCCCGGUGACGAUUGCGCGCUGUUACUCGGAAAAUGUGGUCAUUCCUUCCACAUGCAUUGUCUGAUGACCUGGAUCCAACAAGAGGCUUCCAAGGGUCUUUGUCCAAUGUGCAGACAGAAAUUCGAAUGGAAAGGAAACGAGGAAGACGGAAACGCUACUCAAAACACUCAAGACACUGCUCAAGACACUACUCAGGACAUACAAGUAUGAUGCAUAUGCUUUACCAGGGAUGAAGGCGUUUGGAGGUUUAUAGACAUGAUACCCUACAGUAUUUUUUUUUUUUUUUUUUUG